This is a messenger RNA of Spirometra erinaceieuropaei, 534 nucleotides long. Lineage: Eukaryota; Metazoa; Platyhelminthes; Cestoda; Diphyllobothriidea; Diphyllobothriidae. The record is from the annotation of a GenBank genome assembly.
AUGGAAGCUAUAGUAAAGAGCGCUAUACAGCAAUUUUGUGAAGAAAAUAACAUCUUGCAGGAUUUUCAACAUGGUUUCCGGAGAGGAUGUUCCUGCCUCUCAAAUCUGCUAGCUUGUCUGGAGAUCUGGACCGGGGCUCUAGAACAGGGUUUUGAGGUCGAUGUCGUGUACAUCGAUUUCCGCAAAGCCUUCGAUACUGUUCCGCAUCAACGUCUUCUUCACAAACUGAGCGCCAUCGGCAUCCGGGGAGAUCUUCUAAUUUGGAUUAGGGCGUUUCUGGUUGGUCGGAAACAACGUGUCUGUGUCGGGGAUGAUCUGUCAGAAUGGGUGAACGUGACAAGUGGUGUGCCGCAAGGCUCAGUUCUGGGACCAUUGCUCUUCAUCCAUUACGUUAACGACAGCCUUCAGCAACUGGACUGCGGCAAAAUAAUGUUUGCAGACGACGUUGAGCUCUGGCAAGUCAUUAAGGGUCGGAAUGAUCAGAGAUGCCUUCAAGAUAAUCUGCACCGACUGCAAGCCUGGUGGAAGAAAUAG